GCUACUAUUUGCAAUGUUUUAUUGCAGUCACCCACAGUAAACCCAACCCCCGGAUCUUUUGUUGCACCCAAUUUCCACAUGAACUUCUGCAACCUUAUAGCGGCAUCUUCUGUUUCACACGAGUGCUUCUGACAAGCUAGCCUUCACUUGCCAUCUUCUGCGCCUAGAGGAAAAUGGCCGUCGUUGUCGAGGAUAAAGUAGUGAAAUCAACGUGUCAAGAUCUCAACAUUCCCGAUGUCGAUGCAGCAGAGUUCUUCGUGGAAAAAUUUCGGACCUUUGAAGACCGCACCGCACUGGUUGACUACGCAACUGGAUCAACGUUUACGUACAGCGAGCUAGAAGACGUAGGUCAUCGAGUGGGUGCUGGUCUUCAGAGGCUGGGAUUCCAACCUGGACAGAGGACGGGUAUCCACAGCGGUAACUCACACGACUGCCUCCUGGCAGUGCUCGGUACAAUAUUGGCCGGUGGAACCCUAGUCUUCGCAAAGGCAGCUCUCACACCGCGAGAAUUACGCUACCAGUUUGAAGAUGCACAACCGGACGUGGUGUUCUGCGAUCAAGCGAACGCUUCCAAGACCCUGGAAACUUGCAAGUUCAUUCCCUCGGUUAAGACGCUGGUAGUAUUUGGUAGCCACGACGGCUUCGUGUCUUUCGGUAAACUAAAGUGCUGUUCGAGAUCCGACUUCUUCCCUGUUCCCAAGCGAGAUGCCGGGGACGCCCUGGUGAUUAUGUACUCAAGUGGAACGACGGGACUUCCUAAGGGCGUCUUGAUCUCCAACGAGAAUUUCAUCAUUAUGUGUCUUCUUCCUUCGCACGAAUCAGUGCAGUGCGCCAGCAGAGACGACGUCUACUUGUGUGCAGCACCUCUGAUGCACCUCUCGGGGCUGUGGAGCACAUGUUUCUUCUUUGCGACUGGAUCUUGCGUCCUUCUUCUCACUGCUCCUGAGCCUGAAUUAGUAUUCCCCGCCAUCGAAAAAUACAAGACCACGACGAUGAUUACAUUUCCCACGGUAGCACACAAGCUACUGCAGAGUCCCCUCAUUGAUGCACACGACAUCGGCAGCAUGAAGGAGAUUAUCAUCGGCGGGAGCCCCAUGCCGUCGGUGGUGGCGAAAAGGCUUAUUGCAAAAUUUAAUAUUGGCUACUUCAGACAAGGUUACGGCAUGACCGAAACAUCGGGAAUGGUCACAAUAACGCCUCCCAACCACUGCGAACAUGGCAAUGUUGGAAAACCAGUUCCACUGUGUCAAGUGAAGGUGGUGGAUGUGGAAAACGGUGAAAAGCUGGGCCCCUACAAGCACGGCGAACUUCGGGUGAAAGGACCAGGAUGUGUUCAGGGUUACCUGAACAUGCCUAAAGGUGCUACUGACCUGUACGACGCGGAAGGAUUUCUGAAAACAGGGGACCUCGGCUACUACGACGAGCAAGGGAGUUUUUAUAUAGUGGAUCGAAUGAAAGCACUCAUCAAAUGCAUGGAUCAGCAAGUGGCGCCGGCUGAACUGGAAGAUCUGCUCCUUCAGCACUGGGCUGUCAAGGAUGCAGCAGUUGCAGGAGUUCCACACAAAGAAUAUGGAGAAGCUCCGAGGGCGUUCCUUGUCUUGGACCCAGCUGCAGCAGGAAAAGUAACAGAGGGGGAACUAUCACGAAUUGUAGCAGAGAACCUUGCACCGCAUAAACACUUGUACGGAGGAGUGGAAUUCGUGGAAAGCAUUCCGAAGUUGGACACUGGCAAGAACCUGAGGCGAGCUCUGCGAGAUGCCUACAUUCGAGCGAACUGUUAAAAUAAAUAGUUACGUCAUG
Ornithodoros turicata is the source of this 1800-nucleotide messenger RNA. RefSeq names its product luciferin 4-monooxygenase-like. NCBI's taxonomy places the organism in Eukaryota, Metazoa, Arthropoda, Arachnida, Ixodida, Argasidae. Bases 174 to 1781 code for a protein of 535 amino acids. Gene Ontology annotation, molecular function: CoA-ligase activity. The transcript is spliced from 10 exons. The record is from RefSeq and is a predicted model, not a curated record.